UCAGCUGCACAACCGGAAAUUCCUUGUGUUGAUCUUCGGGGUGUUUGUUUGUCGGCCUCUUUCUUUACUGUUUUCGUCUGUUUUCUGUUCUCACUUGGUUUAUUGAAUUUUGACACAUCAACGCAAACACCACUGGUGUUCGACGGAAAGGUAUCAUAUAGAAACGCGAUUAUUGUCUCAACUGUAGUCGGCCCCUAGUCUGGGCUAACGUUAGCCUAGCAUUUAGUGAAGUCUCGCUAGCUAGCGUUAGCUUGCUUUAGCUGUCACCCUAGCUGGCCUGAAAAAGACAGCCGGUUACUCACACAAAACAUUGACAAGAACGGUACAAACACACACGCAGAAACAAUGGCAGUUGUCAAUGAAGGUGCCCUGAAGAAAAUGCUGAAGCAAUACAAAUACAGAGAUCUUUCUGUACGUGAGUUAACCAAUGUCAUCUCACAGUACAAGGACUUGAAGCCAGUUAUGGAUGCUUAUGUGUUUAAUGAUGGCUCCACAAGAGAUCUGAUGAGCUUGACUGGGACAGUACCAGUGAGCUACAGAGGCAAUGUCUACAACAUCCCAGUGUGUCUGUGGUUGCUAGACACAUAUCCCUUCAACCCCCCCAUAUGUUUUGUCAAACCUACCAGUGCCAUGAUGAUCAAAACGGGCAAGCACAUUGAUGCAAAUGGAAAGAUCUACCUGCCUUAUCUACAUGAGUGGAAGCAUCCUCAGUCAGACCUAUAUGGCCUAAUUCAGGUGAUGAUUGUGGUGUUUGGAGAGGAGCCCCCUGUGUUUUCGCGUCCCACUACACAAGCCCCCUACCAGUCCUUCCAAGCAACUGGACCGCCAAAUCCUUCCUACAUGCCUGGCAUGCCUGCUGUGUCAACCUACGGCGCAAACCCUAACCCUGGAGGCUAUCCUGGAUACCAGUACCCAGGGAGCAACUCUUACACAGCCGCUGGAGGCCCUGCACACUACCCCACCCAGACUCCAGUCUCCACAGUUGGUCCAAGUCGGGAUGGCACCAUUGGUGAGGACACCAUCCGUGCAUCUCUCAUUUCAGCAGUCAGUGACAAGCUUCGCUGGAGGAUGAAGGAGGAGAUGGACAGAGCUCAGGCUGAGCUGGACGCUCUGAAGCGAACAGAGGAAGACCUGAAGAAAGGACAUCAGAAAUUAGAGGAGAUGGUCUCAAGACUGGACCAAGAAGUGACUGAGGUGGACAGAAAUAUCGAGCUGCUCAAGAGAAAGGACGAUGAGCUGAGCGAGGCUCUGGAGAAGAUGGAGAACCAGUCGGAGAACAAUGACAUUGAUGAUGUCAUUGUGCCAACCGCGCCGCUUUACAAACAGAUCCUAAACCUGUAUGCUGAGGAGAACGCCAUUGAGGACACUAUCUUCUACCUGGGAGAGGCUCUCCGCAGGGGCGUCAUAGACCUGGAGGUUUUCCUUAAGCACGUACGUCUUCUGUCCAGGAAGCAGUUCCAGCUUCGAGCCCUCAUGCAGAAAGCCCGCAAGACUGCUGGCCUCAGUGAUCUCUAUUGACCUCCACACUGACUAACUGGAAGCUUUCAUAUCUCCAUUCUCUCCUCUACUCCCUUUCAACUGUUUUACUCCCUUUUUAAUUUCUUCUUGUAUUUCAAACUGCUGCUCGUUUUCUUUUCUCUCUCUUUUUUUUUUUUUUUCUUUUCUUAAAUCUCUGCGACUAUAAAUCUGAGCAGUCGGACCAUCUCGUUCACCACAGGAACGUUUCAUACUGAGUGGCCACAGUUGUAGUGUGACAAUUUAUAUUUUGAUGUGAACAAAAAAUGUCUUUAAGAUUAUUAUACAUGAACAAUCAUCACCCAGACACAAAGAAACAUUUUUUAUAUUUGUGGCCCUUUACAGUGUUCACAUA
This is a messenger RNA of Solea senegalensis (Senegalese sole), 1870 nucleotides long. RefSeq names its product tumor susceptibility 101a (gene tsg101a). Gene Ontology annotation, biological process: protein modification process; protein transport; endosome to lysosome transport. Gene Ontology annotation, cellular component: ESCRT I complex. The record is from RefSeq and is a predicted model, not a curated record. Gene Ontology annotation, molecular function: ubiquitin binding. Lineage: Eukaryota; Metazoa; Chordata; Actinopteri; Pleuronectiformes; Soleidae. Bases 346 to 1518 code for a protein of 390 amino acids. The transcript is spliced from 10 exons.